Molecule: messenger RNA, 2444 nt
Organism: Drosophila pseudoobscura
Lineage: Eukaryota; Metazoa; Arthropoda; Insecta; Diptera; Drosophilidae
Gene: Ir10a
Product: Ionotropic receptor 10a
Exons: 2
Coding region: 1-1872 (623 amino acids)
Source: RefSeq, a predicted model, not a curated record
AUGGCAGUCUCAAUCCUGCUGCUCCUACUGCUUCUACUGCUGCUGCUCUCCGCGGGAAGCGCUUCCAUCGGUGUGGAGUUGAGCCAAUUGGAUGAUUUAAUGGCGGUGCCCACGAGGGACCUGCCUCGGGUGCAGCUGUGGCUGCGUUUGGGUCAUCAGCACGGGGAUGCCGCCAAUGUCUAUGUCCAGUGGUUGCUGCAUCGCUCCCAGGUGCCCCUAAUAGUUCUGGGCUACGAGGCGGACCAGGACCAGUGGCUGGACGACCGCUUUGGUCGGGAGAAUCUGGCUCUGGUCAUGACUCUGGCGGACCUCAUCUCGAAUCGGGGUGCAGCCGGCCCCAGCCAGCGGGCCGGGGUCUUCUUCUACGUACUGGCCGAUCAGAGUGAGGGACUCACGGUGUGGGAGCAGGGCCAGCUGGAGGAGAGCUGUCGACAGCUGUGGACGCGCCACAAGAUCUACAACCGGUACAUCCUCUCGCUGGAAGGGAUCUGGAUAUACGAUCCCUUCCGGCGCAGUGGACAGGCCUUUGGCCGCCUGGUCCCCUACACGGGCCAUGAGCCGCUGUCCAAGUACCUCUUCCACGACAUGGGCGGCUAUCCGCUACGCGUGCAAAUGUUCAAGUCCGUCUACACCCGGCCGGAGCUGGACCCGAAUACGGGUUUACUGGUCAGUGUCACAGGCGUCGACUUCUCCGUGGCGCAGAUACUGCAGGAGAAACUCAACUUUACCCUGCUGCUGCAGCAGCCAGAUAAGAACUACUUUGGCGAACGCAGUGCAAAUGGCAGCUACAACGGAGCCAUCGGUUCGAUCAUCCAGGAUGGCUUGGACAUCUGCCUGACGGGCUUCUUCGUGAAGGACUACCUGGUGCAGCAGUACAUGGACUUCACGGUGGCCGUCUACGACGAUGAGCUGUGCAUCUACGUGCCCAAGGCGCAUCGCAUACCCCAGUCCAUACUGCCCAUCUUUGCGGUCGGCUACGACAUCUGGCUGGGCUUCAUCCUGUCCGCCUUUGGCUGUGCCUUGAUCUGGCUGCUGCUGCGCCUGAUCAACCUGCGCCUGGGGAUCGUCAAGCUGCGGGAUCGGCAGCUGUACAAGCAGGCGCUGGGCAUAAUGGUGGACACGUGGGUGGUGUGGGUGCGCGUGAAUCUGGCGAGGCUGCCCGCGAGCUAUACGGAGCGGAUGUUCAUUGGAUCGCUGUGCCUGGUUAGCGUGAUCUUCGGGGCCAUAUUCGAGUCGAGCCUGGCCACGGUGUACAUCCAUCCGCUGUACUACAAGGACAUCAACACCAUGCAGGAGCUGGACGACAGUGGUCUGAAGGUGAUCUACAAGUACACCUCCAUGGCGGAUGAUCUUUUCUUCAGCGAGACUUCGCCGCUCUUUGCCAGUCUCAACAAGAAGCUGUCCUGGAACCGCGACCUCCAUGCGGACGUCAUUGACGAUGUGGCCCGGAACGGGGGCAAGGCCGGUGUCUCUCGCUAUACCUCCCUCAUGCUGGAGUCCUCCCUCUUCAUGCUGCUGCGCCGUAUCUGGGUGGUGCCGGAGUGCCCCAAGUACUACACCAUCUCCUAUGUGAUGCCGCGCGACUCGCCCUGGGAGGACGCCAUCAAUGCCCUCCUUCUGCGCCUCCUCAACGCCGGCCUCAUCGUCAAGUGGAUCGCGGACGAGAAGUCCCGCGUCGACAUCCAGAUGCGCGCCCGCACCCUCGAGGCCAACGCUGAGGCCGACCUCGCACGUGUCCUCACCAUCGGUGACCUCCAGUUGGCCUUCUAUGUCGUCCUCGGUGGCAACCUGCUUGCCCUUCUCGCCUUCCUGCUGGAGCACCUCUGGCGCAAAGUCUUCCAGGGGGUCGCCUCUCCACCUGUGGGCAAGUGAAGCUGCCACGACAUGUUUUGGGUUGGGUUCCUUUCAACAAAUUCCAUGUGUAAAAGGGACGGCCAUAUUUCCUUUGAUCAGGAAAGAAAACACUUGAUAGUAGACCAUUUCGGAAUGCCUAUUUCAGUUUUAUGAAUAGCCUUGAUGGCCUCCGGAGUUAUUCCCUCGAGGUCGCUUCAAAAACUCGAGUUCUUUGACAAUGCGCCCGAAAAUAAACAGCAUUUGGAAAACGUGCAGCGUCAUCUCAUUUUCAACCACUGAAUAGCGCGAAAAUUGUUGACCGAACUUCGGCGAACAAUUCAUUUUGGAAGGUUUCCCUGCAACGUUUGCAAAUUUCAUUUUCCAAAGGCCAGCGGCCAAAUGGAGGCAGCAAUUAAGGCACACACACGCGCCCUGAAGUGGGGGGUACAUGGGCUUAUAUAAUUUAGCCAAGUUAACAAUGAUACGCACCAGCAGCGAUUGCCAUUCUGGCGAACAGCAGUCGCCGGGGCUGCGUCGAAUCGAAUUGGCAGCCUCCAAAAUGCAGUUGGCAAUUCAAGGUUCUCAUUACAAAUGCAAAGGGACUAAGGACA